Molecule: messenger RNA, 1938 nt
Organism: Aspergillus wentii DTO 134E9
Lineage: Eukaryota; Fungi; Ascomycota; Eurotiomycetes; Eurotiales; Aspergillaceae
Exons: 2
Coding region: 1-1938 (645 amino acids)
Biological process (GO): endoplasmic reticulum unfolded protein response
Molecular function (GO): protein binding
Source: RefSeq, a predicted model, not a curated record
AUGGCCACCAUUAGUGAUUCUACUGGAAAUCCUCCGCAAUCCUCCUCAGCGGAUUCGGGAAGCAGCAUUCGCAGCAUGAUUGCCUUGCAUGUGCUGUGCCCAUCACUCCCUCCUCCCAACCGCUUCACCCUCCACGAUCUUCCCCUCUCCACGACAGUCGCUGGCCUCAAAGCUCGAAUCUCGCAGUCAAUACCAAGCGAGCCUUCUCCAGGGAACCAGAGAUUGAUAUACGGCGGGAAACCGCUGUCGAACGAUGGCGUAACUUUGCAGAACAUACUAGAGCCGGUGGACCAAUCUGAGUAUUCCAUGCAUCUGGUUCUUCCUCCUGCACCCAUUCCCUCUGCCACACCAAUUACCUCUGCUAGUCCUGUCACGCCCACGCCGACACAAGAUUCAACAGGGACUCCCACGCAACGGAACCCUUUUCUCCCUUCUAGUCGAUUUCCUCUGCCAAAUGUCACCCCAAAUGAUCAAGGAAUAAGGCAAAGACGCCCAGUGGCUCCUUCAGCACCCAAUGAAGCCCAAAUAGAAUUCGAGCUACGUCGUAACAUUGAGGCGAUCCGGCGACAGAUCGAUGCGCAAAGACGAGGCGCGUCGCCAUUGCGCACAGAAUCACAGGAAGCCGCGACUACAUCAUCUUUCAAUCCACUCGCUUCCCAUCCAAGUUCCUCGUUGUUUCCCCAACAAGGCGCAUGGCAACCGAUGUCAUCCAAUCUUUCGCAUCCACCUUUGACAUCGACAACUACUACGUCACAUUUCACCAUGUCUUCUGAUGUAGCCCCAUCUAGCUCUAUUGGGGGAAUCAACCCGGAAGAUCGAAUUCUAUACGAAGUACAACCGCGCCUACAAUUGUUACGCCGAGAUAUCGAACUAGAAGAAGAUCUACUCCGCCAAGGCAUUGCACCUCCUAUCAGCCAAAUCACCAGAAUACGAACACAGCUAUUUCAAAUUCUUGAUGACCAGUAUCGGAAUCCGGGCGCCCCACGGGAUGGUACAGUUGAAUCCUUGCUCUCCCGCAUUCUCAACAUAUAUACUCGCGCAGACCAGAUCCGUGUCUCACAAUCUAGCCCCGCAACUUUGCAAAACAACAACCCGGAACGUGUCACGACUACUGAACGUGAAAGGGCACCUCUGUACUUACUAUCGUCCCCCGAUGGAUACCAAGCUCUAGUCACGUCGCCUGGUGGAACAGAAUCGAUUCAGUCAUCACUUGCCGCGCUUCGUGCCGCACACACCCCGGAUGCGUUACCUAUUCAUGGUCCCGGCCAUCCGCCUGAUAUGCAUCGUAAUCCAAACGCAGCCGUUCUUGAAAAUGCUGUGCGCCAGGCCGUGAUGAAUAAUAACCAGCGACAAGAGCGCGUUGGACUAGCGCGAGGUGUGAGACGUAUCUGGUUGUUUGUUCGGUUGUAUUUCUUUUGCUACAUGUUCAGUGAGCCGGGCACCUGGACGCGUAUUUUCUUCGUCACCCUGGCUGUGAUAAUUUCUUUGCUUUCGGAAACAGGUGUACCGCAACAUCUGCAUCGGCUUUUCGUUGCGCCUGUACAGCAACACCUCGAGGGUCUGGUGCACUUUGUCCCAGAUCAACAUCUUCGUCCACAGAAUCAAACGCAAGCUGCCACUGGCCAGGCCGCUGUGAACCCGCCUAAUGGGCCUGUAGAUGGUCGUGGUCGAACCUUUACGUCUGAGCUGAGGCAGAACUUUAGGAGAGUGGAGCGCUCUUUGGCACUGUUCAUUGCCAGCUUGGUUCCGGGUGUUGGUGAAAGGCACAUAGAAAUGCGCAAUACUGCUGAAGCAGCUCUAAAUGCAGAGCGAGCGCGUGGGGAGGAAGAAGAACGCCGUCGACAGGAGGCCGGCAACGAAGAGAAUGCAGAGCAGCCGCCGCACCAGGAGGGCGAAACUGCUCGUCCAGAGCCAGCACAGCAUGACGAUCGAGAAUGA